AUGAUGGAUUCAUCAUCAAAUGAUUCACGCUGUGAAAUGUGCUCAUCGAUAAAUGAUAAAAAAUGUUUUUCUUGUGAUCAUUGUCAUUUAUUAAUGUGUUAUGAUUGUUUUCAAAAACAUACAAAUCAAUUAAUUGAAGAAUAUUCACAAUUACGAAAACGUUUUUUACAAUUAACAAAUUUAAUUAAUAAUAAACGAGAAUUACUUGUGACAUUUGAAGAUUAUUGUAUACGUAAUGUUAAUUCGGUUUUUGAUGAAGUACUUAACGAUUUACAAAGUUUUCGAAAUGAAAGUAUUGAUUAUGUUAAACAACAUUUUCAAGAUGCUAAAAUUAUUAUAUCAGAUAUGAUUACUAAUAUAAAACCAUUGACAAUUAAAUUCGAACAAGAAUCGAUUCAUGAUAAUAAGAAUAUCAAAUUUGAUUUCGAUAAUCAACAUAAACAAAUUAAUACGAUAGAAGAUUGUCUUAAUCUAUUUUCUUCACCAAAUAUGAAAUUAAAAAUGUUUACGUAUCCACGAAAUAAACUUGAUUUACAUUGUCAAUUAUUAUUAAAUUCAUGUACAACAAUAAAUACAUUUUCUCCUUCAUCACUGGAUAAAUUAAUCUCAGCACAAUGUUUAUAUAGUCAAUCGAACGAAAAUGAAAAUAAAAAAAUUAUUGUUGAUACAGAAAUUGAAGAAUUUAGUCAAAAUAUUUAUACAACAAAACAAAUACAAACUGAUUCUAUGGUUGAAUCGAAUUGUAAUACAGAUAAUGAUGAAGAUGAUGAAUUUUUUUCUUUACAAGAUGAAUUAAGUAGUGAACAUUAUUUAAGUACACGUUAUGUUUGUCAAGGUACAAUAUUAACACAUAAUGAAGUUGAUCGUAUUGCAAGUGAUGGUGAACAUUUGCUGUAUUUUUCUGAUGAAGCAAAAUUACUUUGUUAUGUUACAAAUAUUUCAUCAGAUAAACAAGUAAAUGAAAUAUCAAUUACAAAAGAAAUAACAUGCCGAUGGCCACAUUAUCCUAUACUUGAUUUAGUUUAUUCACCAUCGUCAUCACAAUUUGUUUGCGCAACACGAAAAGGUCUUUAUACAUGUGCUGUUGAUUCAAAUAAUGAUGAUUCAACUAUUGAUAUACAAAUGCAAUUAACACAACAUUGGUCUUAUGUAAGAUUAUCAGCUGAUAAAAAUUUCUUAUGGCUUUGGACGGAUACACCACGUUUAAGUCAAUUACAUGUUUAUUCACCUAAAACAUUUCAUUGUAUAAAAAUAUUUAAUUUAAAUGAUUAUCAAUGUUUUUCAAAUAAUAGUACAUCAUUUUGUAUACAGAAAAAUGUAAUUGCAACUGUAUUUCAAUUUAAACAAAUGAUAAAUACAACAGUAUAUAAAAAAAAAUUUCAUAUUACAUUUUGUGAUAGUACAGAUUUACAUGAAUUAUGUACAAUACGUUUAGGUGAAUGUGAUAUUGACCAUGAAAUUCGUGCGAAUAAUGAUGGAAUUUUUUUUCUAACAAAUGGAAAAAAUCUAUUAUGGAUUGUUGAUCGUCAUGGAAAAAAAGAAUAUGUUAAAUUAUAUCGUACUGGACGUGCUUUAACAAUACAUGGAACAAAUCAAAUAUUAAUAGCUAAUGGUACACAUCAAUUACAAUGUGUUGAAAACUUACAAAAUGUCUAUAGAAAUAUAUAA
Molecule: messenger RNA, 1668 nt
Organism: Adineta steineri
Lineage: Eukaryota; Metazoa; Rotifera; Eurotatoria; Adinetida; Adinetidae
Source: the annotation of a GenBank genome assembly